This is a messenger RNA of Eufriesea mexicana, 1733 nucleotides long. RefSeq names its product C45 family peptidase tan (gene tan). NCBI's taxonomy places the organism in Eukaryota, Metazoa, Arthropoda, Insecta, Hymenoptera, Apidae. Bases 134 to 1381 code for a protein of 415 amino acids. The transcript is spliced from 8 exons. The record is from RefSeq and is a predicted model, not a curated record.
AAAAGGUAGAUUAGACUUACAGUCUUCGCAGCGAAGAGAAGCCGAUCGUGAACCGUCAGUCACGCGCGACGAUCAUCGCCGUUGGAACGACGUUUGGAGUCAGUUGUCCAUAUCCAUUUUCGGUAAUUUUUACAUGUCCAGCGUGUUAGAAUAUCAAAGCGUGCUGCCGGUACUCUUUGAGGAAACGACAACGUCCUAUCGAAAGAUGACUACUAAUAAGACACAGGACAUCGGAAGAAGGCACGCAAUUCCUGUCAUUUACACCAGAGGAACUCAUUACGACGUCGGCUUCGAUAUUGGUCGCACAUUCUCUGGUCUGAUUCAAGAGUUUGUCAGUAUAUAUCAACCGCUUAAUGAAACAUAUUUACCGCUAUACGAGACAGAAGCGGGUAGAAAAAUUUACGACGAAACCCUUGCCUGCGUAGAAGAGCAAUUUCCCGGAUAUUUGAAAGAAAUUCAAGGAACCGCUGAUGGUGCCAACAUUCCUUUUUAUAAAUUAUUUCUGAUGCAUUUAGACGAUAUCGUACCAAAUGUAGCAAAUAGAGGACUAAAGGGAAAUGCGUUACCCGUUGGAUGUUCGACCAUCAUGUGCAAUCAACCAGGGCAAGAAAUUUUAGGACACAACGAGGAUGCCCUCAGCGAAACUUUAAAUCAUUGGUACUUGGUUUCUGCACAUGUACUCGAACCAGGAUACAAGGAAGAGAAUUUUACAUCUUUAAGUUAUGCCGGAUUUUUACCCGGAUAUACGAUGGGUUACAAUCAUCAUGGUCUCGUUUAUACUAUCAAUACGCUUAGCGCCGCAAACUUGAGAUCUGGUAAAACGCCUAGAUACUUCCUUACUCGAGCGUUAUUAGCUGCAGAGAAUUACGUACAAGCUCAACAGAUUCUAAGAAAUAAAGGUUUCGGUGCGGCAGAAGGAUUUUCUGUGAAUAUGACUUUUCUAACACAAGAAGGGGAUAGAAUGUUUCAUAAUGCCGAGGUCGGUCCUUGUGAGAUCAGUGACACGCAAUCACAAUUGAGCAUUUUGACUGUUAGUCCUGGAGAAAAUACGUACCAUUGUAAUAAAUAUCUACGACUGAAAAUAUCAGAAGUUGAAGGACUUAUCAUAAAUAGCAGCGUAAAAAGAAUGGCUACCAUUUCUAACUACCCCCCCGCUAAAACCCGUCAAGAUGUUUUAGAUAUUUUAAGCGAUCAAACGGACGACGAAUACAGAGUCUACCAAGAAAAUAAUAAGGAUGAUCGUGUAAAAACUAUAGCGACUGGUAUCUUUGACUGUAUUGAAAAAACCUGGUCUAUCUAUACGAACAAGCCGAACACUACAGAGCCGGUCUUGGUCAUACCAUUACGAUUCCAUGACGAAUCAGCAACUUCUGCUACGUAAAUUUACCAACAACCAAAGUAACAUUUCUUCGUGUUCAACUUCACCUAUUUUUCUAUCAGUUUUUACAUCACGAAAUCUGUAAUUUCUUCCAUUUAUCUUUUUUUUUCCCUCAUUUACAUUGCACUUCUACCAAUUAUUCUAAUCGAUGACAUCGAAACUUCUCUACAAAUCAUAAUAUUUUCCUUCUACUAUCAAAUCUUACCAUCUUCCAUGUUCUCCUAUCAUAUUUUUAUACACCUCGAUCAAUUGUUUUCAUCUAUUAAAUACGAUCAAAAUAGAAAUCAGGACAAACCCAGAUAUUACAAGAAAAAGAAAAAAGAAAAAAAAAAUGAAAAAGAAAAAGAGAAGAGAG